AUGGGUUCCCAGUCCAAGCCGGUUCAACAACUCACGCCGUUUGGACAUGCGCUUGCUGGUGCUCUGGGAGGCGUCUUUUCCAAUGCCGUCGUAUAUCCGCUUGAUACCGUAAAGACCCGGAUCCAAGCAACGUCGAGUGAUGAAUCAAGGAGGAAAGGGAAAUCAGUCCAGUCGACGUCAAUCACUUCGCUCCUACUGCAAAUUCUCAAGCAGGAAGGGGUCGCCGGUUUCUACAAGGGAUUUGGUGCCAGCAUGCUCAACACAUUCUCAAUGCAAUAUGCAUAUUUCUUCUUUUACAGUUUUGUGCGCUCGACAUAUAUUAAACGAACAACAAAAGCAGGAAAGAAGCCAGAGGCACUCUCAACAGCCGUUGAACUCAUUUUGGGUGCCGUAGCUGGGGCACUAGCGCAGAUAUUCACAAUUCCAGUAUCCGUGAUUGCGACUCGCCAGCAAAUUGGACGGUCGGUAGCCGUCAAAAAAUCCAACUCGCUACCGUCUAUUCCCACACCGCGCUCUCAAGAUCAACCAUCACCUUCAGAACAAGUAACACUUCCUUCGGUGAUUCAAGUCGAGCAGUCUGUCGAGGAGAGUCCUGUUGAGCGAACAACGGACGACUCGUUCUUGGCUGUAGCACGUGAAAUCAUUCAAGAGGAUGGGGUUACUGGCCUAUGGCUGGGUAUCCAUUCAAGCCUGGUACUCACUGUGAAUCCAGCAAUUACCUAUGGUGUUUUCGAGCGCGUCAAGUCGAUAUUUACUCUAGGAGAUCCAACGGUCAAAAUGGGUCCCUGGAGAGCAUUCCUUGUGGGUGCCUUGUCGAAGACACUGGCCACGAUAGUCACAUAUCCAUACAUCAUGGCCAAAGUUCGUGUACAGGCCCACGGUUCCAAGCUAGAAAGCUCGGAGAAGGGAUCCACCACGGCUGCGCCAAAAUACAAUGGUGCAUUGGAUGUACUGAGAAAGGUUUACAAGUCAGACGGCAUUAUUGGUUGGUACCAGGGAAUGAGCGCUCAGAUCCUCAAGGCCGUUCUCGCACAAGCAUUCCUUUUCAUGACCAAGGAGCAAUUCGAGCAAUAUGCGCUUAUUAUCAUGGUUGCAUGGGGGAGAUUGAGGAAUGCGUCACCGGCGUGA
Molecule: messenger RNA, 1128 nt
Organism: Serendipita indica DSM 11827
Lineage: Eukaryota; Fungi; Basidiomycota; Agaricomycetes; Sebacinales; Serendipitaceae
Source: the annotation of a GenBank genome assembly